AGUUCCCUGGCUUCAAAAAAGAAGGCAGUCUUCCAGACCGCACUGCAUCAGCCUCACGCUCUGUGGCAGGUGCGGCUACCUGAGCUGUGCAGCGGUCUGUGCUAUAUUUACCCGCCGUCACGGGGCAUGCCAAGUCUAACACUAAUCCAUCCGAUCCAGGCAGACGAUGGACCAUGAGAAUACCCUGUUCCUAGUAAGCUAGUGUGAGUAUCUGAACGGCUAACGAUGGUCGGCCCACUGGGAACCACGGGCAUUCUACAUUCUAAGCAGCUUCCCUCUUUCAACCAUCCAAUUAUUUGCUACUCGCGAGGAAAUCAACCAUGGAUUUGGUGAAAUAGCAGGCUGUUGCACGUUGGUGGAUUCAGUCGACAUUACAAUUUGUAGGUUUCGCUGCUGCCAGUCCAUCAAGGAGACGUGGGCAAGGAAGAGGUGUUGCAGUUUGAUCCGGAACGAACCACCAUCGUCGUCGUCAUGGAUUAUCCAGGUCAUCGCCCUCGCACGGGCGGACCGGAUACUCGCGGCACCUCGAACGUCGCUCAAAUGGCCAAGCUGGCCCGCGCGAGAAAAGCCAGAGGCGGUUUGGUGUCUGCAAGCGCAUCUGCUCUCGGUGGCCGCAGUCCGCGUGGCACAGGACGAGCUGAGCUGCAGCACGAUAGCCAAGAAGGCACGUCAAGUAGUUCUUCCACACAGAGUCGCUUGUCCAAGCACACGACAGAUAGCCACAUCGACAGGGUAAGGAGCGCCGAGCGCCGCAGACGAGUGUCCUUCCCGCAGGUCGAGGAAGAUGACCAGUUGGAGAGCAGGGACAAUAGUGUCACUGAGGAUCCCUUUGAAUGGGGUACAGAACUUAGACCACCGAGCGACAGCAGUCGACGAGUAUCGUUUGAUAGCACUGUCAGUCGAGAAGCAGAUGAACAUGUUAUCAGUCCAAAUCGCAGUCGUAGGGUGUCGUUCGACAGCAAUGCACUGGCUGGAGGUAUGGAUGAUCAAGUCAGUGUUUUCGCGGACACUGCCGGAAUGGCAAAAGACGAGCACACAUCAACCAGUUCAGUUGCAAAUAGGGCACGAACACUCUCAGUUGACAGUAGCCGGGGACGGAGAUUAUCAGUUGACAGUGCUUUGCAGAGACCAAGGUCCAUUCUGAAGACGAGCGAUGUUUCAAUUCCCGAAGUCAUACAGACUGCCCUGUGUGAGGAGGAUUCGGAUGCUGAGACCGGCCAUCACAUUACCCAGCAUGGCGCAGAUUGCAAUUCCUCGAGCAGCGGCGCUCCAUCACAGCAUGAACAAACCUCUGCAUGGCAGGAACAGGGACGGCCAGCGUACUCGCGUUCUAACACGGCCGAAGAUCGAUACGGCCCGCCGCCGAAGCCGCUCAGUCGACUGCCGGUUGUUGCGAUUGACCGGCGGUUACCAGCACCUACGCUGCAACAACAAAUGAGAGGUACGCGUCGUCGAGCUACGGGCUCCACCAAGCAGAAAGGUGCCGGAAGUACGUGGCAGGUGGAAGACUUCGUCAUGCAACCAACGACAAUCGACUUCAAGCGUGUCUACUAUUCGCCGGAGCAGAGAGCAGUGAAAUCACGCCUGACGGAUGCACUUCACAGAUUGAGAUGCAGAGCCACUACGGACGGUGGGCCGGAUCAUACACCCUCGGCAUGUGUUGAAGAAGGUACCCCUACCACAGGCUCAUCAGAUGGCCAGUACAUCCUGAAGAACCUGACCUUCCGCAUCAAUCCAGGCAGUCUGGUGGCUGUGAUGGGCCCAUCCGGCAGUGGAAAGACGUCCCUGUUGGAUGUGAUUGCAAAGCGCUACACAGGGCAAGUCGAGGGUGCCGUGUUCUUCAACGGGACGCGGCGCACAAUGAAAGACGUGAAAGAGCAUGUCGGGUAUGUGCUGCAAAAUGACAGUUUGCUGCCGGCGCUGACUGUGAUGGAGACACUAGUGUUCAUGGGCAAGCUCAGCCUGCCACCAUCCAUUGCUGACAGCGAGCUACGCAAGAAGGCAAGUGACAUCAUCAAGGAGCUUGGUCUGAGCAAGGUGGCCAACUCACAAGUUGGUGACGGCGAGGCGAUCCGAGGACUGUCGGGCGGUGAGAGGCGGCGCGUCAGCAUUGGUGUACAGCUCCUGGUUGCUCCUGGUAUAAUCUUACUUGAUGAGCCUACAACUGGUCUGGAUUCUUUCAAUGCUAACCAAUUGCUGAGAACGCUGACUAAGCUAACACGCAAACAGCAUCUGAUCAUGGUUACUAUACAUCAGCCAAAGUCUGACCUUUUCCGGAUGUUCAAUGAUGUCAUCCUCAUGAACUCUGGUGAACUCAUCUGGGCAGGACCAUCACAGUCAAUGCUGAUGCAUUUUGAUCAGAUCGGCUUCCCCUGCCCGUCAGACGCUAACCCCCUGCAGUACUUUGUUACACUCAGCAGCGUCAGUAACAGGACUGAUGACGACCGGGAGGCAACAGAGGAGCGUGUGGUAACACUGAAGACGGCGUUCACGUCCAGUCAAUUCCACCGGAACGUGUGCGAGGAGAUCGGCUGGGAUGCCACGCCUCUGAAGCGCCUCCGUGAGCGACAGAUCUCAGGCCGUCUGGAUAUGGAAGACCCUUUUGACAGGCCAUCAAACAGCUCAAAGCUUUUGACGCUUACAAGGCGAGCACUAACCAACACGCUCCGAAGCCGCAGUGCCGUCUUCACACGCACCUUCCAGCUGCCACUACUGGCUCUCUAUCUGCUGCUCUUCUUUACAAGGCUCGGAAACGACCAGCAGUCAGUGCAGAAUCGCAAUGGGCUCAUACUGGAGACACUGGUAGAGGUCACGCUGGCAUCUGCUGUUGCAGCUAUUUCACUGUGUCCUCCGUUGAGGGAGCGCUAUCAUCGUGAGACAUACGAAGGAAUGUACGGCGCAGGGCUGUUUCUCCUGUCCUAUUUCCUGCACUCCAUACCGUUCAGCAUGGUCAGCAGCCUGCUCUGGACCAUUGUCAUGUACUUUGGAGCUGGCCUGCAACUGUCCGAUGGCUCUCCAUUCUUCAUCUAUUGGAUGGUUGUGUUUCUCUUACACUUGGUGGGAGAGUGUAUAGCGGUGCUCAUGUUGGGUAUGGUCUCCAGUAUACCGGUAGCCGACUCGGUCACCACAUUCUUCAUCAUGGUCGGCAUAGCGCUGGGAGGUGGUGUCUACAGAGUUUCAUCAUCCGUUCCACAGUGGCUGGAGAUCGUGUCCUACAUCAUCCCGUUCAAGUACAGCGGUGCGAUUAUGCAAGUGAACGAGAUGAAAGGCCUGGUUCUGACCUGCGACGCUCCAGCAAGCAACAUUACAGCCAGUAGCAGUGCUGUAGCUGCCGAUGUGCUGAACGAGACCACCAGCACCAUGGCCACCCUGAUUAGCAGCAGUAUGGCGUUGACCAAUGAGAGUGACGCGGCGCCGGCAUGCCAAUGGCCGAAUGGCGAUGCAGUUUUGAACGCAUCGCUACGGAACUGGCAGCUAUCACUGGGCAUCAACUUCGGUGCUUUGAUCGGACUGCUUUUCACCUACUAUGUCUUUGCGUUUGCAGUGUUCUCCUGCCGCAAGAAGGUAUUGCAUUGAUUGUCACAGCUAUCCUGCAGUGCACAUGCAGAAAUCCAGUUUACGGCGAAGUGCUGAACAUUGCUACGUGUACAAUGUAGUAAGACAUGUGCCGGGUCAUGAAGCCGGACACCUGACUGGAUAUAUUCACGAUUGACCGCGCAUAGAUUACGGUUUCAAACUCAGAGCCAUGUAUCACAUGAGACAUCUUUACUCCUGUACAGAUGCAUGACCAUGAUAAUUUAUUUCUUACUAUCUGCACAAAUCACAGUGAGUUCCAAUUUUGAGCAUGCUACAUGCACCCGAUGUGUUAUGGAUUCUUCAAAAUAGUUUUUACUGCUACAGUGCUGGCAACUGAAAUCCGACCCCCUGGGCGGCACACCGCGCCGCCCAGGGGGCCGGAUUUCAGUUGCCAGCACUGUAGAUAAAACAUGCAUGUACCGCCAUUAUUAGUGUCCUCUGAUUUUCAAAAUGUACAAUGGUCUGAUAUAUGGAUUUUUCCAUUCAUGCAUACUCAUCUGUCCCACAGCGUCAGGACCUGACAGCAUUCGCUCCGAGUGCCGUUGGGAGUACAUCUCCAUUCAGUUGCA
Messenger RNA from Sycon ciliatum, 4145 nucleotides. RefSeq names its product ATP-binding cassette sub-family G member 5-like. The coding region runs from base 472 to 3576 and encodes 1034 amino acids. The transcript is spliced from 12 exons. Gene Ontology annotation, biological process: transmembrane transport. Gene Ontology annotation, cellular component: plasma membrane; ATP-binding cassette (ABC) transporter complex. The record is from RefSeq and is a predicted model, not a curated record. Gene Ontology annotation, molecular function: ATP binding; ATP hydrolysis activity; ABC-type transporter activity. Lineage: Eukaryota; Metazoa; Porifera; Calcarea; Leucosolenida; Sycettidae.